Messenger RNA from Python bivittatus (Burmese python), 4380 nucleotides. Lineage: Eukaryota; Metazoa; Chordata; Lepidosauria; Squamata; Pythonidae. The record is from RefSeq and is a predicted model, not a curated record.
AUUUUCCUGCCCCCCCCAUCCCAGGUGUCCCUGAGUCAGCUGAUUCUUCUUGUAUAGUUGUUUUGGUUCCAGCUUCACAAGCACAAUAUGACUAGUACCUAUAGUAACCCUAAAAGUCUUGGUGUCUGUUUCUCAGAAAAGAAUGUGAAGAAGAAGCACCCAAAUUAGUAAGUCAUGAAGGAGGAGGACCUAGAUGGUUAGUCUGCAGGUGAGGGGAGGUGAACGUGCAAGUUCCUAGCAUCUUUCAUACUAGAGUUCUUUACCCCUUUGGUUCAAUCACUCUCAUAAAUCAGUUGCACUUGGUUUGGUUUUAUCUUGCAGGUAACCAAUGAAAUUACACCCGUCCUGGCUUACUCCUACAUGGCAGUAUUGGUGCCCAUCUUUCUACUCACAGACUAUCUGCGAUACAAGCCAAUGCUGGUGCUGCAGAGCUUGAGCCACAUUGCCAUCUGGUUGCUGCUGAUCUUUGGUACCAGCAUCAUUGCCAUGCAGUUCAUGGAGUUCUUCUAUGGCAUCACGAUGGCUGCUCGGAUAGCCUACUCCUCCUAUAUCUUCACCCUGGUCACCCCUUCGCGCUACCAGCGCAUGGCCAGUUAUUCCCGGUCUUCGGUGCUGAUGGGCGUCUUCACCAGUUCCGUACUGGGACAACUCUGUGUCACAGUUGGAGGCACCACCUUCAUGACAGUGAAUUAUAUCUCGCUCGGCUUCAUGUGCUUUGGGCUGGUCUUGACCCUCUUCCUGAAACGCCCAAAACGCAGCCUCCUCUUCAACAGGAGCAAGACCAGGUGCAAUGGUACCUCACCCUCAGAGCUGGACAAAAUGAACCCUGGGGCAGGGGAGCCCAUGUGGCAUAAGGCCUCUUCCUGGAAAAAUCUGAUCUUAUUCCAGAUGGUAGAAGAAUUGGGGUCUCUUGUACAAAUGCCCCAGCUGAGACUUUGGUCCCUCUGGUGGAUAUUCAAUUCUGCUGGCUAUUAUCUGAUGCUUUACUAUGUGCAUAUUUUAUGGAAUGAAAUAUACCCCACCAGGGACAACAGAAAGGUCUACAAUGGUGGAGUGGAAGCUGUUUCUACCCUGCUUGGUGCCAUCACUGCUUUUGCUGCUGGCUUUGUGAAGAUCCGAUGGGCCUUCUGGUCAAAACUGGUGAUUGGGGUUGUGACAGCAGUCCAAGCAGGCCUACUUUUGCUGAUGAACACAACUGCCAAUAUUUGGCUGUGCUAUGUGGCCUACAUCCUUUUCAGGGGCUCCUAUCAGUUUCUUGUGCCUAUAGCUAUAUUCCAGAUUGCAUCUUCGCUCUCCAAAGAACUCUGCGCUCUGGUGUUUGGUGUCAAUACUUUCCUUGCCACAGUUCUGAAGACCAUCAUCACUAUCAUCAUAACUGAUAAGAGGGGUCUGGCUCUCUCAGUCCAUCCUCAGUUCUAUGUUUACUUUGGCUACUUCACCGUUCUGACUGGGGCAUAUCUUUUGUCAUUUGUCUACGGGACUGCAAGGCACAGUGCAUGUAAGACACCCCAAGAGGCCACACCAGCCAAGGAACUCUGCAGCCCAGUUGAGGAAAAUGUGGACAAGGAAAGAAGCCCAGAACUGGCUAGCUCCAAAGCCUGAGAACUGUCCCAGUCUUGGUACAUAUCUGGAGAGGAUUUGCCUGCCGUGUCCCAUCUGAGAUGAGACAUGGCAAUCAUGGCAGUCAGCACUUAUCGUGGCAAUCAGUGCUUAUCAAAGUCCAUGCACCGCUAUUUUCACAAUAUCAGUACUCUGCAGAAGCCCAGAGGAAAGAGCUUGCUUGAUUUAAGAUGCAACUUGUGUGCAGGUAACAUUUCUGGCAGCCACAGUUCUCCCUCUUCCUUCUGCAGGCACCUUCUUCUUGAGCCAAGUUGUACCAGAGCAAUAUUUGCCAAUGUUAUAAUUGAGGACCUAAUUAUAUGAUUGUAUGAAUUUGCUUUUAAAUCUUUGUGUUCCUAGUCCUAUCAUGUAAACUUGCCAAAAGACAGAGCAAGCUAGACUAAGGCACUUUUAAUGUUGAUACUGUUAAUAUGCUGUGAUGUGACUCUUAAUAACUCAAAAAACAUUUCUGUUUUCCCUUUAUAAGAAAACAGAGAUCCUUUUCACAUUUGACUCCUGGUACUUCUAAUCUGCCAUACUCAGAAAGCAUACUGUAAACAAUGAAACUGCCAGACAAAAAAAAUAUGCCCUCAAAUUCAUGAGGAAUACUGACUGGCAGACACAGGACCAAAGUGAGCUUGACAAUCCAGUCUACUCCAUUAAAAACCAAGAGUUUGCAUUUUGAUUAAUGCUCAUGCUCCUCUCCCACAAAGACCAAGCAUUUCUUUUUAAGCCACUUUUUUAUGGAGCUGACUCACAUGAUCCCUACAGGAGCCUACUGGGAGAAGCAGGAUUUGAAAGGAAAGUAGGUCAGGACUUACGUAGAGAAUCUUCAAGCAGCAACCUGUAUGCAUUUCUAAGCGUGUCCAAUAUGUGUGCAGUUUUAUUUACAAUGAAUUUUUUUUUAAAAAGGUACAGUAAGCCUUGUGGCUUGGUAGUCAGACCUUUCGACACUGACACCCUGGGUUUGCCCCAGAUUCUGAUAAUUCAGGGGUGCUUCACAGAUACCCAGAAGCAUCUGUUACUACUUCAUAUGCUCCAGGACAAGGCCAAGCUAGGCUAAGCUUUCAGUAAAGAUCCACAAAGCACAGCCAGCAUUAGAGGAGGAUACUUUCCUUUAUUCAGUGCCUUUAGAAAACAGUUUAUAAUACACAACACGCAACUGACGAAGAUAUAGAGAUCCACAGGCUUUUAAAACUGCAUUAAAUUUUCACAAAAUACAGUAGACAGUAAGAAAACUGACUGUAUGACUUGCACAAAUUUUCCCCACCGCGGUAGCAACAUUUUCUUAGGACGGUAAAAACAAAGCUAAGUAGGAAUUUAGCACCUUGGUUUUUAAAAACCAACUCAAAUGAAUGGGUAUGGAGCAAGCAUCAGCCUGGCCGAGGUUCUGGGCACCAAGAUGCAAGACAGGUGAUGUAGAUCAGACACUCCAUAGCAGUUAAGCCUACCCACAGAGGAAAGGCCCCAAGUUGCUUUGCUAUGACUCGCUCUUAUGAUGGCUUUUAAAAAGGCUCCAGGGUCAGGACUCCAAGCUGUGCUUUUAUAGGGGAGCAAAGCAGACACAACCCCCGUCUACUCCAGUGGUCUCCACACCUUAAAAUAUCCUUGUGCUUUAAUGCUUUGGAAUGCAUAGGCGUGGUUCCUACCCAUAAUCAGGAACAGGGGAAGACACAAUUAUUGAUUGGAUGGGUGGGUUUCUUUUAACUUUGGUUUGAAAGAAGUGGCUAACAGCACUUAACCUGAUGUUCAUUGGCACAGGGGUUUGCCAGGUUUUGAGUGAACUUGACCUGAUGUGUUGAAGGUAGCUCCUUGUGGGUGCAUUUGGUUUUCUUGUCUACUGUUACCUGGCCGCUGCUUUCUAAAGCCAGGGACCGUUUACAUUAUGCACUCCCUGGUAACUGAGGUUGGAACCUGGCUGGGAUGGUGUGCAUGGAACAGGCUCUCUCUCCAAGCAGUGGCUGCUAUCAGCAGGUCAAGGGGAGAGGACUGGCAGGGCUUUGAUAACUAAUGGGAGCUCUAGGGAUCCCCAGGUUUUGCUGUAACCCAGUUUCUGUGGCAAAUGCCUGGGUGAGGUAAAGAAUGGCAACUUCCCUGCAAAGCAGAGAAGAAAAAUCUUUUAAACAACAACGAAUCCUCAAUAAAAGAAAAAAUAGAGAUUCUUUUUGUGGUAACUGUGCUCCAUUUGUGCUUCCCUCCAGACCCCUAAGGAAAAUUCCACACCUAAAUCACCUUUAAGGCGAUUGUAACACUUCUGUCACUUUUAAGAACAAGAAAUGGGCAAUUAAGGGACAUGGGAAGAAUGGUGCUGAAUGAUUGCUAGUGUUAUUCAUCUCUCUCUUCUGGCCCUGUUUCUGCAGAGGAUGUUGCAAACUCUGCAGCAGGAAUUGUAACUAGCCUUUGAAGGGAGCAGUAUUACUUCCUUCUGUGUCUGAAAUAAAAAAAGCAAAAGCAGUUGAGCCAGCUGGCAAGGCCAGCAGAAUGGCAAUGGCAAGUUGUUUGAAAUAGGAAGUUUUUGAUGCUGUGCAGGGCACAUGCCGAAAAGCCUGCCCGGGGCCUAUAAGAUGAUUUUGGUGAUGAACGUUUCAGCAAGAUCAAAUACGUUUCCUUUAGCUCCAUGCCCCUAAUAGAAGAGCAGAUGGUACCAUGUGUGCCUAGUGACUGGGAUUUAAAACGCCGAGGACAUGCUCACAAUAAGGGCUUCCAAAGAUAGCACUUCCCUGUUUGGGGAAGCCAUCUUGUACUAAGUCAAUAAAAAUAAAUAGAUCUUCUGACAUCCCA